CAGACCAUGGAGCUAUGGGUGCAGUUGAAGCAGGCCGGACUGGAGCUCCUUGGAUUGGGUCCACCUCCCCAGGCGCUAAGGAUGCCCCCUCCAGAGGGGAACCCUGGCCAGACCCUUCUAUCCUCAGGGACAGAACUUGGGAGUGCCAGGGGGCCACUGCUGUGGAUCUGGGAGGAGCUGGGGAACCUGCGCCGAGUGGAUUUCCAACUGUUGGGACAGCUGUGUCACCUGGGACUGGAGAUGGGGGCCCUGCGGGAGGAGCUGAUCACCAUCCUGGAAGAGGAGGAAGCAGCGGAGGAGGAAGAGGAGAGCUGUGUUGAUGAAGUGGAUGAAGGGCCUCAGGGGAAGCAGGAGGAGGGACAUCCAGGGGUCCCCUAUCCAGCCCUGUGCCCCCCCGACUUUGAGAUAACCAUCUGA
Molecule: messenger RNA, 417 nt
Organism: Chionomys nivalis (European snow vole)
Lineage: Eukaryota; Metazoa; Chordata; Mammalia; Rodentia; Cricetidae
Gene: Erich4
Product: glutamate rich 4
Exons: 2
Coding region: 7-417 (136 amino acids)
Source: RefSeq, a predicted model, not a curated record